This is a messenger RNA of Anoplopoma fimbria (sablefish), 649 nucleotides long. RefSeq names its product fibroblast growth factor 17 (gene fgf17). NCBI's taxonomy places the organism in Eukaryota, Metazoa, Chordata, Actinopteri, Perciformes, Anoplopomatidae. Gene Ontology annotation, biological process: positive regulation of protein phosphorylation; animal organ morphogenesis; fibroblast growth factor receptor signaling pathway. Gene Ontology annotation, cellular component: cytoplasm. The record is from RefSeq and is a predicted model, not a curated record. Bases 1 to 645 code for a protein of 214 amino acids. Gene Ontology annotation, molecular function: growth factor activity; type 1 fibroblast growth factor receptor binding; type 2 fibroblast growth factor receptor binding. The transcript has 5 exons.
AUGUAUGGAAUAAACCAGCGCUGCAUUUACAUAUCAUUUAAUUUUUUCGUGCUGUGGUGUCAUGCUCAGGGGGAGAAUCACCCGUCUCCUAAUUUUAACCAGUAUGUGAGGACGCAGGGCGCAGUGACGGACCAGCUCAGCCGCAGGCAGGUCAGGGUUUACCAGCUCUACAGUCGCACCAGCGGGAAACACGUCCAGAUUCAGGGCAAAAGGGUCACCGCCACAGCUGAGGAUGGAAAUAUGUUCGCUCGUCUUUUCGUGGAGACGGAUACCUUUGGCAGUCGAGUGAGAAUCAGAGGUGCAGAAAGUGGGCGCUACCUCUGCAUGAACCGGAAGGGAAAACUUGUUGGAAAGCCCAACGGCCGGAGCAGGGAUUGUAUCUUCACUGAGAUCGUACUGGAGAACAAUUACACAGCCUUCCAGAAUGCCAAGUAUGAGGGCCGGUAUGUGGCUUUUACCAGGAAAGGGAGGCCCAUCAAAGCCUCCAGGACGAGGGAGAACCAGAGGGAGGUCCAUUUCAUCAAGAGGCUGCACACGGGCCCGCCUCCCUUCCCCAACACGGACCAAAGCAAACACUUUGAGUUCAUCCGAUUUCCGGCCAUACGGCGAGCAAAGCGGAACAGGAAAUCACAUACCUCUUCCUAACAUG